This is a messenger RNA of Thermochaetoides thermophila DSM 1495, 978 nucleotides long. RefSeq names its product nicotinamide-nucleotide adenylyltransferase-like protein. The transcript is spliced from 3 exons. Lineage: Eukaryota; Fungi; Ascomycota; Sordariomycetes; Sordariales; Chaetomiaceae. Gene Ontology annotation, molecular function: nicotinamide-nucleotide adenylyltransferase activity; nicotinate-nucleotide adenylyltransferase activity. The record is from RefSeq and is a predicted model, not a curated record. Gene Ontology annotation, biological process: NAD+ biosynthetic process. The coding region runs from base 1 to 978 and encodes 325 amino acids.
AUGGCUUCUGAGAGCUCCGACAUGGCCACACAAACUCGCACGGGUCUCAUCACACCCGUCAGCGGCAUCCAGACCCCUCAGACCCCUUCCGAGCCACCUGCGAUGAUGGACUCGUACACCUUCCCUAUCCAUAAGCUCAAGCGUCGUCAGUCCCAGCCCGGCAAGACUCCUCUCGUACUCGUUGCUUGUGGCUCUUUUUCUCCCAUCACCUUCCUGCACCUGCGCAUGUUUGAGAUGGCGUCAGACUUUGUUCGCUUCAACACCGAUUUUGAGGUCUGUGCUGGCUACCUCUCCCCUGUCAGCGACGCCUACAAAAAGGCGGGUCUGGCGCCUGGACAUCACCGCGUCAACAUGUGCAGCCGUGCUGUUGAGCCAUCGCCCUGGCUGAUGGUUGAUCCCUAUGAGACGCUCAAUCGUAACGAGCGUGGCGAGCCCGAGUACGUGCCUACUGCCAAGGUGUUGCGCCAUUUUGACCACGAGAUCAACACCGUCCUAGGCGGUAUCGAGGGUACCGAUGGUGUGAGGAGGAAGGCCCGCAUUGCGCUGCUCGCGGGCGCGGAUCUUAUUAUGUCAAUGAGCGAACCCGGCCUGUGGUCCCCGACCGAUCUAGAUGUGAUCCUCAGCCAGUAUGGAGCCUUCAUCAUCGAGCGCUCGGGUACCGACAUCGAAGAGGCGCUCGCGUCGCUGCGUCAGUAUGAGAACAAUAUCUGGGUCAUAAGCCAGGUCAUCCAGAACGACAUUAGCUCGACCAAAGUGCGCCUAUUCCUGCGGAAGGACCUCAGCGUACGCUACCUUAUUCCCGACCCCGUCGUCGACUACAUCGAGGAGCACGGCCUCUACCAGGAACCUAAGGCGUCCUCUGCCAAGGCCUCUCCUUCAAGGGAGUUGGAGAAGGAGUUCAAGGGCAAGGGGAAGGCCUCGCUUCCACCGGAUGAUGCUGCCCCUAGCCCGGAGGAGAACAAGCCUACUGUUGGUUAA